Messenger RNA from Gossypium raimondii (Peruvian cotton), 1736 nucleotides. Its product is annotated as cytochrome P450 CYP749A22-like. Gene Ontology annotation, molecular function: oxidoreductase activity, acting on paired donors, with incorporation or reduction of molecular oxygen; monooxygenase activity; heme binding. The transcript has 5 exons. Lineage: Eukaryota; Viridiplantae; Streptophyta; Magnoliopsida; Malvales; Malvaceae. The record is from RefSeq and is a predicted model, not a curated record. Bases 83 to 1627 code for a protein of 514 amino acids.
CUCUACUAUGUGGUACCUGUCAACCUAUUAUAAACGCAAAAGCUAAAGCACCAUUUCAAUUCAUUGCUGGGAGAAAACGAACAUGAGUGCCUUGACGAAGCUUGCAAUUCUUUUUCCAUGUUGUUUCAUCCUCGUAGCUUUUGUAAAGCUCCUUUAUGAUUACUUAUGGAGACCUCUCCGUCUACAGCAUAUGAUGAGUUCACAGGGAAUCAAAGGCCCUCCUUACACCUUCAUCCAUGGCAACAACAAAGAAGCUGCCCAAAUGACAAUGGAAGCCUUAAGCAAACCAAUGGCCUUAAGACAUGAUAUAUUUCCCAGAGUACAGCCACAUGUUUACUCAUGUGUCAACAGAUAUGGGAGGAAUUAUCUUGCUUGGGACGGUAAUCGACCUGAACUGGUGAUUACGGAAGCUGAACUUGUCAACGAGGUUCUGAAACAUAGUGUGACAACUUUUCCAAAAAGGAAGCCUACUUUUUUUCUCACUGGGCUAUUUGGGAAUGGGCUUGUGACAGCUCUGGGUGAAAAAUGGGUGAAGCAACGGAAGUUGGCGAAUUAUGCUUUUCAUGGGGAAAGCUUAAAGAACAUGACACCAGCUGUGAUUGCUAGUGUUGAAACAAUGCUAGAAAAGUGGAAAGGCUAUGUAGGCAAAGAGAUAGAAGUAUAUCAUGAAUUUAGAUUAUUGACCUCGGAAGUGAUAUCCAGAACAGCUUUCGGUAGCAGUUACUUGGAAGGGGAGAAGAUUUUUGACAUGUUGAACAAGUUGUCAAUAAUUAGGAGCCGAAAUCUUUCGAAUACUCCUUUGAUCAACAAGUUAUGGAAAUCUGCUGAUAUGCUAGAGUCUGAAGAACUUUCAAAAGGAAUACAAGAUUGUGUGAUGAAGAUUGUUAAGAAAAGAGAAGACAAAGUUGAGAACGGAGAAGCCAAUAGCUUCGGCAAUGAUUUUCUGGGAUUACUUGUAAAAGCCUAUCAUGAUCCAGACAAAAAUAACAGGCUUUCAAUGGAAGACUUGGUGGAUGAGUGCAAAACAUUCUACUUUGCUGGACAAGAUACUGUUAAUUCCUUACUUGCAUGGAUGGUCUUCCUUUUAGCAAUUCAUGGAGACUGGCAAGAGAAAGCAAGAAGAGAAGUGUUUGAGAUAUUUGGUAACCAAAUUCCAGAUUCUGAAGACAUUUCUAAACUCAAAAUCUUGACCAUGAUUAUUUACGAAACUCUAAGAUUGUAUGGUCCAUCAAUUGCCAUGAUGAGAAGAGCUGAAAGAGAAGUUCGGUUAGGGAAGCUAGUCUUGCCUGCUAAUCUAGAUCUUCUAGUUGUACAUUCUGCAGCUCACCAUGACCCUCAACUAUGGGGAGAUGAGGUACAUCUUUUUAAACCAGAGAGAUUCGCAGAAGGGAUUGCCAAAGCUAUCAAUUACAAUGUAGGUGCAUUUUGUCCCUUUGGAUUGGGACCUCGGAAUUGUGUUGGUAUGAACUUUGCAAUCACAGAAGCGAAGAUAGCACUCUCCAUGAUUCUACAACGCUACACCAUUUCCCUUUCCCCUGCCUAUGUCCACUCACCAAUACCUUAUAUCACCGUUCAACCACAACAUGGAAUUCAAGUAAUACUCGAGUCACUGCAUAACGAUGCGUAAUGUAACAUAGCUGCUAAGAAUUCGGGGUUUAAAUAAGUUUAUUAUGUAUUCACCUUCAACUUGUUUAAGUCAAAAUUUAGUGAAAAAUAAUUAUUAUUAUUCUAUAAAA